Purpureocillium lilacinum is the source of this 393-nucleotide messenger RNA. NCBI's taxonomy places the organism in Eukaryota, Fungi, Ascomycota, Sordariomycetes, Hypocreales, Ophiocordycipitaceae. The record is from RefSeq and is a predicted model, not a curated record.
AUGGGGGGGCAGCUGAGGGGCCAUGAUUGGAGUCGGAGUCGAUGCGACGGUGGCGGAGCGUUGCCCUUCUCCGUUACCUUGGGAUAUCGGCAGCAGAGCCAACACAACCAACAGCCCGUUGCCAGCGCCUGUCCGUCGUCUCAUUGCAUGGUGCCUUCCGUAACGGUACCGUGCCGUGCCUGGCAAGAGAAAAAGGCACGCUGCGACGCGAGUAAGCUGACCUAUUCCCAAGCUGUCGGUAGUGCGCAGAACGGAGGCGAGAAAACCCGCCGUGUCUCACGGUCUGCAGCGUCCGAAAUAUCCUCAAGAGACAAGACCGUAUCCGGAACGGAGACGGAGCCCAGCGAGGAAUGCGUCCUGGUCGAGAUGGUUCAGACCUUGAUCAUUCAAUGA